CACCACAUGAGAGUACUGGAUAGUGAAUAGUACUGAUAUAGGGUAGCCAAUCCUCCAGACUCGACAGCUAAAGAAGCAAAAAUGGCGAGACUGCAACUGCUCCAACUGCAACAGCAUCCUAAUCUCUUCAAACCAUGCUUUCUCUUUCCUCCGAAUAAACUUACUAAGCUGUAUUCUGCUACCCCUUCUUGUCGCACCUUUUCUUCAUUUCGUUGUUUGUCCUCUAAUUCUGAUCACAUCAACCAGAGCUCUUCCAACAGUGAAUCAAAUGGGUCGAUUAUUGGGGAUUUUCUCAACUAUCUCAAUGAAUCUUGGACCCAAUUUCAUGCUACUGCUGAAGCGAAGAGACAACUGCUUGUGGCUGGAUUCCACCUGCUGAACGAAAAUGAGGAGUGGGAACUUGAGCCUGGUGGUCGAUACUUCUUUACAAGAAAUAUGUCUUCUUUGGUUGCUUUUUCCAUUGGUGAAAAGUACAACAUUGGCAGUGGAUUUCAUGUCAUUGCAGCUCACACUGACAGUCCGUGUCUUAAACUAAAACCAAUUUCAGCAUCUUCAAAACCUGGAUAUCUAAUGCUAAAUGUGGAGACCUAUGGAGGGGGUUUGUGGCACACUUGGUUUGAUAGAGACUUGAGUGUGGCUGGAAGAGUUAUAGUGAAAAGUGAAGGUGGUUCAUUUACUCAGAGACUAGUGAAAGUAAAGAGGCCAUUGUUACGUAUACCUACUCUCGCUAUUCAUCUUAACCGAACAGUGAAUCAGGAUGGUUUCAAACCUAACCUUGAGACGCAUCUUGUUCCAUUGCUGUCCAUAAAACCUGAAGAAGAGCUUUCAGAGUCCAAAGAAAAGGGUCCCAAAAAAUCUUCUAAUGCUUGGCAUCAUCCGCAACUUCUGGAGGUUUUGUCAGAAGAACUGGAUUGUAGUGUUGAAGACAUAGUGACUGUUGAGCUUAAUGUUUGUGAUACUCAACCCAGCUGUCUAGGGGGCAUGAACAAUGAGUUUAUUUUUUCUGGAAGAUUAGAUAAUCUUGCUUCAAGUUUUUGUGCCCUAAGAGCUUUUAUUGAUUCUUGUGCAUGUCCCAAAGAUUUGUCUAAUGAAGAUGCUGUACGGAUGGUUGCUUUAUUUGAUAACGAAGAGGUGGGUUCUAACUCAAUUCAAGGUGCUGGUGCACCAACAAUGUUUCAAGCUGUGAGACGCAUAGUUAGUUGCUUGGCUCAUGAAAAUAUUGGUGAGGGCGCUGUAGAAAGAGCAAUACGACAAUCCUUUUUAGUCUCAGCUGACAUGGCUCAUGGAGUACACCCAAAUUUUAUGGACAAACAUGAAGAAAAUCAUCGGCCACAAAUGCAAAAGGGGCUCGUAAUAAAACAUAAUGCAAAUCAGCGAUAUGCUACUAGUGGGGUUACUGCUUUUCUUUUUAAAGAAGUAGCAAGAAUCCAUAACCUACCUACUCAGGAAUUUGUGGUAAGAAAUGACAUGGGCUGUGGAUCUACUAUUGGGCCCAUACUUGCUACAGGUGUUGGGAUCCGAACUGUCGAUUGUGGCAUUGCUCAACUUUCCAUGCACAGUGUGAGGGAGAUAUGCGGAAAGGUUGACGUAGAUAUUGCUUAUAAGCAUUUCAAAGCAUAUUACCAAACAUUCUCGAGCAUCGACAAAAGAUUAUCUGUUGAUUAGCAUGUCAACUUCAAGCUUUUUUCUACUCUUCCAUAAUGUGCAUCAGUAGAUGGAACAUCUUUUCCACAUUUGGUUUUCUGUUGAAGUGUUGAGACUGCAGUCCUUGAAGUUAAAAUUAUAUCUCUUCAUUUACUAGUCGAAGAUUCAUCGAGCUUCUUCCUUCGGGGCAUCAGUUUAGCGAGAUGUGACAGAAAAUCUUCUUAUCAGUUCCACAUCAGACAAAUGCAAAAUGAACAACUUUCCUAAAAUGGAACUUUGGAAAACAGUCAGCAAAAAAUGCAAGGGAAAGAAGUGAUCAGGAAAAUUUGCAUACUUCUAGAGUAUAACUGGUAACAGUCGCUUAUCAAUUGGUUGUAUCAGAAUUUGAUUGUUAACUAAAGUGGUUACAAAUACUAUGAUGUUAUUGAUAUUUAUAUAUUUUUUUUUAAAUUUAGACACUUGUACUUAGACCAGUUUGACCAAGUUAAAUUUAAAAAAUAAUAGAAGUGAUAAAUUAUGUUGA
Molecule: messenger RNA, 2167 nt
Organism: Amaranthus tricolor (Joseph's coat)
Lineage: Eukaryota; Viridiplantae; Streptophyta; Magnoliopsida; Caryophyllales; Amaranthaceae
Product: probable aspartyl aminopeptidase
Exons: 10
Coding region: 82-1665 (527 amino acids)
Biological process (GO): proteolysis
Molecular function (GO): aminopeptidase activity; zinc ion binding
Source: RefSeq, a predicted model, not a curated record